Molecule: messenger RNA, 2270 nt
Organism: Varanus komodoensis (Komodo dragon)
Lineage: Eukaryota; Metazoa; Chordata; Lepidosauria; Squamata; Varanidae
Gene: RNF115
Product: ring finger protein 115
Exons: 9
Coding region: 106-1002 (298 amino acids)
Biological process (GO): ubiquitin-dependent protein catabolic process; positive regulation of DNA-templated transcription; protein ubiquitination
Cellular component (GO): nucleoplasm; cytoplasm
Molecular function (GO): ubiquitin protein ligase activity
Source: RefSeq, a predicted model, not a curated record
UUCUAGGCACCGGUUGGCCUUCGUCAGUGGCCGGCGCGGCCGAGCGUCGUUGUCGCUCCAGCCGAAGGAUUGACGGCGGCACCGGCGCGGCCGCGACCUCACAAGAUGGCGGAGGCCUCGGCGGCAGCGGCGGCCGCCGUCUCUCAGCACCGCUUCUUCUGCCACAGCUGCAAGGGGGAGGUCAACCCCAAGCUGCCGGAGUACACGUGCCCCAGAUGUGAUUCCGGCUUUAUUGAAGAAGUGACAGAUGAUUCCAGUUUUCUAGAAGGCGGCGGCGGCGGGAUCGACGACAGCCCUUCCACCCCAUUUGCGGAGUUCUGGGACCAGCUGGAUCGCUCGAUGGUCUUUCCGUUCCUGAGCAGCUCUCUGGACCAUGACGGCAGAGACAGCGAAAGGGGCCACCAGGCCCACGCGGACUUCUGGGGGCCGAGCAGGCCCCCGCGGCUGCCCAUGACGCUGCGGAACAGGCCCCGGUUCACCACACGGCCCAGCCGGUCGCCUGCCAUUGAAGGAAUAAUACAGCAGUUCUUUGCCGGCCUGUUAGCGAAUUCGACAGUUCCGGGCUCCCCGCCUCCCCCUUUCUCUUGGGGUGGCAUGUUGCACUCGAGUCCUGGGGACUACGCCUGGGGACAGAGCGGCCUGGAUGCUGUUGUCACACAGCUUCUGGGACAGUUGGAAAGCACGGGACCCCCCCCGGCAGACAGAGAAAAGAUUUCUUCUCUCCCGACAGUGACCAUCACUCAGGAGCAAGUGGAUACAGGCCUGGAGUGCCCUGUGUGCAAGGACGACUACGCGGUCGCGGAGCAGGUCCGGCAGCUCCCGUGCAACCACGUCUUCCACAGCGGCUGCAUCGUGCCCUGGCUGGAGCUGCACGACACGUGCCCCGUGUGCCGGAAGAGCUUAAGUGGCGAGGAUUCCACUCGGCAAGUGCCCAGCCCGGAGGCCUCCACGAGCCACUCCUUCAGCAGCCCAGGCAACCUCCACGACCGAUGGACUUUCUGAAGCCGCCCUGGGGCCGUGGGGCAGGGGGCGGGCGGGCGGGCGGGCAGGGGCCGCACAGGCCGGUAGUAUUCCUUACUGCGGAUGUAAAUUGUACAAAUCUAAACUACAAAACCACGUAGCGCGAAGAAAGAGGAGAGCUGCCACGAGCAGCGGAGCCACGCUCCCCGCCCACCACCGGCCCGUGGGGCCACCUUUCCAAAACCGCAUCCUCCUCCCACCCGAGGCCCCCACGGCAUCCAAGCGGCCUCUCUGAUCCUUAACUUCCCAAGUGAGCUGUUUAGAGUUUUGAAAGGGGGCUGGCGGGGACAGGACGGGAGGCAGUUCCUAAAAGUGCGUGGAUUCUCUUCCAGUACAAGGCGAGGCCCCAUCCUCACGGGACGGGGGCUCUGCCCAGGCAGCCUUCCACUUCUGGGAGCGAGGGAGGAGGGGGCACCAAAACUCUGAGUCCGCUUUGAACAAGGGAGUGGGGAGGAGCCGAGGGCAUUCACGGAAAUGCUGCCCCUUCCGCUCUCCCGCAGGGUGGCUGAUGUGCACCGUCCCUCCUGCAGCCCAGGACUGCUGGGAUUGUGGCUGAAUUUUCUUUCAACUAGCUUGACAGAGUCUCUGCUUCUGAUGUCUCAACUCCUGGGAAACUCCUGUUUUCCUGGGAAGGAGGGCAGAUAGUUUGGCGAGGAGGAGGAAGAGGAAAAGGAGGCAGAACCUGGCUCAAGGAAAGCCUCUAGUGAAAUGUCGUUUCCCUGCUCUCAUCCCAUGGUAGAGUUCGAACCAAAAUUCUCUCUGUCACUUAAGACUCAUUUUGCUGCCUUGUUACUCAAAUGGACCACAUUUAAUUUAUCUUUCAAAGCAAGGACUGUGUUUUUUUGCAGGCUGUUCUUCAGUAUUUAAAAUGACAUGUCAUCCUUUGAUACCAUACAAAUUGCUUUUUUGUUGCGUGUUUUCCUUUAAAGUUUUCUUUUUCUGGAAACUUUCUACAUCUGCAUUCUUUUUUCCCUUGGCUUUUAACUUCUGAAUCAUGUCUGAGCUCAGAACUUCUGUGUCACACACCAGUCGCCCAAACGCCUCUCAUCCGGAACCGGAGAGGGGUCUGACUUAGAUGACAGAAAAGCGGGAGGAGAAGCAGGUGAGGAAAACAGGGCCCGACCCCCAGAAAGAGUGUGUAAAAGGCCCGUUGCCACGGCAUUGCCGCCGCAGUGUACCAGGUACACGCGAUUUCAGACUUCGUCCCUUCUGUUUGCUAUAAAACGUUGAAUAAAAGUCUUUAAUAAGAA